Molecule: messenger RNA, 699 nt
Organism: Anopheles marshallii
Lineage: Eukaryota; Metazoa; Arthropoda; Insecta; Diptera; Culicidae
Exons: 2
Coding region: 1-699 (232 amino acids)
Source: RefSeq, a predicted model, not a curated record
AUGGCAGAUCGCCACCAUCCAGCGGCUUGGGCUGCUAUAAUAUGGCUUGGCUGUGCGUGUAUUGCCACCGUUAGUGGGCACGGAAUGGUGUUGGAUCCGAUCGCACGAGGAUCACGAUGGCGUUGCAAUUCGGUCGCACUACCCAACUACACGGACAACGAGCAGUUUUGCGGUGGAUUCCCGGUGCAGUGGGGUACGUACAACGGAAAGUGUGGUGUGUGCGGGGAUAACUAUGGCGAUGCUCAGCCCCGUCGGCACGAGCUCGGAGGCCAGUACGGUCAGGGAGAUAUUGUGAAGCAGUAUGUGCAGGGUAGCGUCAUUGAAGCGAGAGUCCGUAUCACGGCAAACCAUCGCGGACACUUUUACUUCGAUCUGUGCAAACUCGAUGGUGGUUCGGAGGAUGAGUCUUGCUUCAACCAGUUCCCAUUAUACUUAGUCGAUGGAAGCCGGAACUGGUUGCUACCUUCAACGGAACCAGGAGAGUAUAGUGUCAGUUUGAAGCUGCCUGAUUCGGUCACUUGUAGUCAUUGCAUUUUUCGCUGGACAUACGUUGCAGGAAACAACUGGGGAUACUGUGAAGACGGCAGUGGCAGGCUCGGUUGUGGACCUCAGGAAACAUUCAAAACCUGUUCCGAUAUACGGAUAGCCGCCCCGAAGGAUGUUAUUCCCAGCUUCACUUACUGCACGAAAGCUGUAUGA